Molecule: messenger RNA, 339 nt
Organism: Leptosia nina
Lineage: Eukaryota; Metazoa; Arthropoda; Insecta; Lepidoptera; Pieridae
Source: the annotation of a GenBank genome assembly
AUGUACAACGCUAUAACUUUUCUAGUUCUUCACGCACUGUUGUGGCAGCACGCCUACACUUAUUGUGCGGGAUCCAGACCCAGUCCUCGGUAUCCAAGCCCUACUAACCCAACGUUUCCGCAAAGACCAUGCGCUUCUAGCUCCAGUGGACCGGAAGUGGCCGAUGGGUUAACAUCAUCAGGAGUUGGAACCGUCUCAGUCUACGGCGAUAUGCCAGUAUCAGGUGCAACACAACUCCAAGGCCAGGUACCAGUGAUGGGUGUCGCCAGGUUUUCUGGCAGCGUGCCAGCCUAUGGCACUGUCACCAUAUGUGGUAGCUGUAGUUGUGGGUGCGAUUAG